This is a messenger RNA of Dermacentor andersoni, 2454 nucleotides long. The record is from RefSeq and is a predicted model, not a curated record. NCBI's taxonomy places the organism in Eukaryota, Metazoa, Arthropoda, Arachnida, Ixodida, Ixodidae.
AUGAUUUGGGGCGCCCGAUCGCUGGUCCGCAACGCGACCGUAGUGCUCUUGCUAAAUUAUGUACUUUUAUCAGCGAAGGCGUCCCUAGUCGUCGCUAGCUCCUCCAAAUCUACUGCUGCGGUGGACAGACUCAGGCGGCAUGACGACCAGCUCUCCGAGGUCCUCAUCGAGCACGUCAAAGGCGCGGACGACACGCAGGCUGCUCUCUCGGUUUUCCUCGGGCUUCUCAUUAUCGGUGCCGUUAUCCUCGUCGUACUCUUUUUCCUGGGAUGCCUGCUGCUGCUCCGCCUGUCCGAGUCGUCCCCGUCGGCCAAGUACCACCGGUUGCUGCCUUCACAGGAAGCAUGCUGCCAACGCAGCUGCAGCGUGACCGGCCAAGAACGGUCGCAGGUAUUCACCUACGUAGACCUAACCAACACCGACGGCUCCUGCCAGGAUCACCGACAACUGGCGCCACGUUUCUUGGCCAACUUUCAGACGGCCACCAAAGUAGACGCCAGAGACUCUGGAUCACGUCGGCAGCAACAGCGGGGGGCGCUCUCUGCUGAAACGCGCGGUCACCUGGCGAAAACGGACCCUCCGUUCAGGGCCGGCACCGCGGGUGCGCCCUCCGUGCGCCGUACCAGAUCUGAUGAGCUCGGUGGUUCAAACGCUUCCUCAGGCAAAGAGGCCACUGGUGCCGCAGAUCGCACGUCGCAACCACCCACGAAGCGCAUCUGCGUGCAGCACAUUGCCGGUACACCAAACUACCGCAGCUGCUCUCUGCACGACGAGCACCGUUCGGAAAAUUAUGGAGAACGCAGCGUGGUAGUUAUGUCCGAUGAGCCGCAGAUGGAGAUAAAUGUUCGUGACCGUUUCGUCAAAGUGCGGCCCCAUGGUGACGGCAGCGCUAAUGAUUCACCCGUAAGAAGUGACGCCGCUCAUACGCUACACCAGGCGGCUCCCGCCGACAUGAAUCGUGCUAGCAGCGCGCAGUACCCGGAACAGCACAACUGGCAUCGAAAUCACUCUGACUUGGCCGUGGACCAGGCCUUUGGCAUUAGCUCAAUCGAACCCUUCAGCCCGUGGUUACCAAGCCCAAAUGGAUCAGGAACAACUCCUCCACUUUUUCCCAAUGAUUUUCACGCUUUCACGCCCAGCGAUCAUACAAGUAAGGACACUCUGCGAUCUCAACAGGCGUCCGAGACGCAUCCUUUUCCAGAGCCCGAUUUGGGCUUUAGCCACCUCGACACUGCUGAAAUACCCGCUACGACAACAGUUCCAGUUCCUACACCUGACACUUCCUUAGUUCCCUAUGAUUCACCGCCGUUAAGAGAGUCCGCGUCAAUGGAAAUCGGAAAGGACAGACGCCUUAUCACAGGACCGGAAGGUUCUACUAUGCAGUACCAACAAAAUAUCCACACUGGGCAUGUCGACAGAACCACCUGUCCUCCUGUUCCCGUCACUGUGAAGACAGAACUAUCCGUCACGAGCCCUGGGCCCGUUGUCGUGGCUGAAGAUGAGCCCGUGCAGCCCUACGAGCGAAACGUAGCAGUCAUUAACGACAGCGCGCCUGGCGACGGGGUGAAACAUGGCGAAAACAGCGAAGCUGGCCAUGUCGAGUCUGCUUUAGAAUCAUCCACGCGGGACAACCAUACUGCGGGAAAAGAAAGUGAAAUUGCUCUCGAGAGCAAGUCUGACAAACACGAGGUCAGACUAGCCCCAACAGAAUCCCAGAACUCUGAUGUCCACAAUGAGCAGAGGGCAAGUCGAGAACUCGCAGCCAGACUAGAGGAUGAAACGACGAUAGAAUCUCGCGUGCCGCCCAAAUGGUUGCCCGUAGAAAGAAAGAGUCGAGAGUUGGCAUCAAGUGACCAGUCUAACCAACAACUCACUACUCUUUCUGACCGCACGUUGGCGUCACCCGUCUCUCAACAUCCAAUCGAAAUUGACGCCGACACCGGUCUGGUGACUUCGCCAGCCUAUAAGACGACACUGGCUUCUUUGUUGCCUAUUUUGUCACAAAGCGGUGGCAACGUCGAUGUCGUUGAUCAGUUAAAGUCAUCUGCGAUUCAAGCCGCGCAGCACUCUACAGACGACACAAGGACGCUUGCGACAGCUGCUGGGAGAGACCUUGACAUUACUCUUUCCCCUGAUGUCACUAAACAUGAACGCGCGACAGAACUGGUUGAAAGCUCUGGGAAAACUUCUAUUACGACGCCCGAGCGCCACCAGAAGGCGCCGCAAGCAGAUAGCUCGAGUUCCUCGGGGGUCAAGGAAAGAACAGAUAGCACCGACGUCUUUUUCACUUCGACGUCACCUGUUGCUGCUCAAGGCAGCAAGGACCUGAUCAGCUUCAACAGCGAACCGUCGGCCGGCACACCAGCAGAAAGAAGCGAAGAAAAGACGGACACAGACGCUCCCAAAAUGAGUGUGUCGCCCUCGAAGGACGAUGUAGCUAAGCGGGAAUCAUAA